AUGGAUACAUCAUCGACAGGAUUGCGAUGGACAGAAUGGCUACAAGGAUGGCUUCGCUUGACAUGUGAGACACUUUUUCAGAAAAUCCAUGCAAAACAUUUGCAGGAGCCUUUACCUUUGCCUCCUCUCAAUGGCAUAAAUUGCAUUGUCACAGGAGCCACUAGUGGAAUUGGACUUGAAAUUGCUACGCAAUUAGCUGAGUCAGGGGCACAUCUUGUCAUGGCUGUAAGAAACACAAAUCUUGCACAUCAACUCAUCCAGAAAUGGCAAAGAAAUCAAAUUGACUCGAGGCCCUUAAGCGUCGAUGUUUUGGAGCUUGAUCUCUCCUAUCUGGAAUCGGUUGUAAAAUUUGCACAAGUAUGGAAUUCAAAAUCAAAACCCCUUCAUAUUCUCAUCAAUAAUGCUGGAAUCUAUUCCAUAGGACAACCACAAAAAUUUACCAAAGACGGUUACGAAACACAUAUACAAGUGAACCAUCUUGCUCCAGCAUUACUAUCUAUUCUGCUCUUGCCUUCCUUGAAAAGAGGCUCUCCAAGCAGAAUUAUCAAUAUGAAUUCCCUUAUGCAUGUAAUUGGCUUUGUUGAUUCCCAAGAUAUGAAUUUUUUAACCAAGAAGAAUAAAUUCACGAGUCGAAAGGCUUACUCGAGUAGUAAGCUGGCACAAUUAAUGUUUAGCAGUAUACUUCAAAAAAUCCUGCCUGCUGAUACUAAUAUUCAUGUGUUGUGCGUAGAGCCAGGAGCUGUACGCACAAAUGUUACGAGAGAUCUUCCAAGAAUUUUGAAUAUUCUUUAUCAGCAAAUGUUCUUCUUCAUGUUUGAUGCUCAACAGGGUUCAAGAAGUGCACUUUUUGCAGCUACUGAUGUUGAUGUCUUGAAAUAUUGUGGAGAGUUGAAAGCAGAAGAGUGGCCUGUUUGUGCCUUCAUCGGUUGCCAUUGUGGAACGACGAAACCUAGCAAAGAAGCAUAUAAUGAGAGAACUUCUCAUCAAGUGUGGGAGAAGACAUUGGAAAUGGUUGGCCUUCCUACAGAUGUUGUUGACAUGAUUCUUCAAGGUAAAGAAAUUCAUUGUCGGUAUGGGGCUAACGAAGAUCAUUAA
This is a messenger RNA of Solanum dulcamara, 1095 nucleotides long. RefSeq names its product dehydrogenase/reductase SDR family member FEY-like. The record is from RefSeq and is a predicted model, not a curated record. Bases 1 to 1095 code for a protein of 364 amino acids. The transcript has a single exon. Lineage: Eukaryota; Viridiplantae; Streptophyta; Magnoliopsida; Solanales; Solanaceae.